AAAGAGCUGAGGGCUUCACUGUCCUCUAUCCAGCUUCCUCCACUUGACUCUCCUGAUCAUCGUGCUUCACCUGCUGAACCAAAGGAUGUCCUGCUCCAGCCUGUGCGUCCCUUCCUGUGGGGUGGCCGCCCCGGCCCCCCUGGCUGACACCACCAACGAGCCCUGCGUGCGGCAGUGCCCCGACUCCACUGUGGUGAUCCAGCCCCCGGCUGUGAUGGUCACGCACCCCGGACCCAUCCUCAGCUCCUUCCCGCAGCACAGCGUUGUUGGCUCGGCGGGAGCCCCUGGUGUUGGAGGGGGCUAUGGUGGCACUUUUGGAGGCUAUGGGGUGUAUGGAGGCCUUGGGGGCUAUGGGGGCUCUGGGCUUUAUGGGGGCUACGGAGCCUUUGGGAGCUGCGGAUAUGGUGGCUGGCGCCGAGGCUUCAGGUACCUCAGUGGCAGCUGUGGGCCCUGCUAAGUCACAGGUGAUGGAGAGGUGCAGAAAAACCCCCUGCACACCCUAAGAAGCAACUUUCCACCUGCAUCUCUGGACUCCAGAGUCUGAACAACCGAUACGUCCUUGGGGCCCAGCUCGGCCACCUUCUUGUCCUGCGUGAUCAUCCCUUCAAGUCUUGCUCUCCCCUGAUGACACAGCCCCAUGUUUGGUGCCUACUCCUGCAGCAUGGCUGAUGCUCACUGUCUCUGCCCACUGCCAGGAGACAGAGGAUAUCAGUGGCCACGAUCCUGCUCUUCUCCCUGCUCCCUUCCUUCCCCAGAACCGCAAUAAAAGCUCUGUUGCACUGCAA
Molecule: messenger RNA, 785 nt
Organism: Columba livia (rock pigeon)
Lineage: Eukaryota; Metazoa; Chordata; Aves; Columbiformes; Columbidae
Product: claw keratin
Exons: 2
Coding region: 86-457 (123 amino acids)
Cellular component (GO): intermediate filament
Molecular function (GO): structural constituent of cytoskeleton
Source: RefSeq, a predicted model, not a curated record